CGUGGGGCUCCGGGCGGGCUCGGGGACCCGCUCAGCAGGUUGAUUAAGUGAAUAAAAAAAAAAAAAAAGAAAAACGAAGCUGCUUUCAAGUAUUGAAGAUACAAGGCCAGGAUGAACACGAAGGACACAAAAGUGACUGAAGGAGGUCUCAAUGUCACACUUACCAUACGCCUUCUCAUGCAUGGCAAGGAGGUUGGAAGCAUUAUCGGAAAGAAAGGUGAGACAGUUAAGAAGAUGAGGGAGGAGAGUGGUGCUCGAAUCAAUAUUUCAGAAGGCUCCUGUCCAGAGAGAAUUGUGACAAUAACAGGCCCAACAGAUGCAAUUUUUAAAGCUUUUUCUAUGAUUGCACUCAAAUUUGAAGAGGACAUAAAUGCUUCAAUGACAAACAGCACAGUGACAAGCAAACCGCCUGUAACACUGCGGCUCGUUGUCCCGGCAAGUCAAUGUGGAUCCCUUAUAGGAAAAGGAGGUUCCAAAAUCAAAGAAAUCAGGGAGUCCACAGGAGCCCAGGUGCAGGUAGCAGGGGACAUGUUGCCGAACUCGACGGAGCGCGCAGUGACUAUAUCGGGCACUCCCGAUGCCAUUAUCCAGUGUGUGAAACAAAUAUGUGUGGUUAUGCUGGAGUCCCCACCCAAAGGUGCCACCAUCCCCUACCGUCCCAAACCUGCCUCUGCACCUAUCAUUUUUGCAGGUGGCCAGGUAAGAGCAGACACCAUUUUGGCUUCAGCUGGAAACCACACCGUCUUGGCCCAACCUCAGCCAGCGCCUGCGUUCACGAUUCAGGGGCAGUAUGCCAUCCCUCAUCCAGACGUGAGUCCUGCGCAUUUGACCAAGCUUCACCAGUUGGCUAUGCAGCAUCCCCCCUUUACUCCCCUUGGGCAGACCACCCCUGGUUUCCCUGGACUGGAUGCCACUACUCCAACCAGUUCCCAUGAACUUACUAUUCCCAAUGAUUUAAUAGGCUGCAUUAUUGGCAGACAAGGCAGUAAGAUAAAUGAAAUCAGGCAGAUGUCAGGAGCGCAGAUCAAGAUUGCUAAUGCCACAGAAGGCUCUGCAGAACGACAAGUUACAAUCACAGGAUCCCCUGCAAACAUCAGCUUAGCACAGUACCUCAUUAAUGCAAGCAUAUACUUUCUCAAAUCUGAAUGUCUGGGAGAUGCUAUGCAAUCAAUGGUCCACGCAUAACUGAGAAGAUUCCUUCUAAACUGAAGAAUUAUCUGAAUGGCUAACGCUAGCAAAAUGUAUCCACCACUGCUUUUGUAUGAACAUUCGCCCUGUUUAUAGUGCUGACCACUUUAAAAUGAGCAAUGAUAAAUUUUUUUGCACCACUUUUCUUAGUAGUUGACAUAUCAGAAAUUAUUUACAAUUAAAAUUAAAAAACUAGCAAAUACUUUAGGGGAAGACUGAGAACACCAGGUAUCUUUAGUGACAGUCUUAUAUUGUACAAAACAGCAGAUAAAAACCUGUUCCAGGAAGACUUUCCAUGCAAUGCUAAACAGUAAAAAAUGGAAAUACAGAAAAAUUGUGGACAACUUACGUCUCUCACAAAAUCUUUUGUCAUUUUCCCAAAUUUUAGCGUUCCUCUCCAGUACAUUUAAGUUAACCAUAAAACCCAGGUUACCUACACUUUAUAGAUCCUUUUUGAAAAGGACAGACAAACAGUUGGUGUUUUGUUCUGUUUUUUUCAAGGUUAAAAUAUGAAUAUAUCUCAUCUGAAGAAAAGCCCAUAAUUACGUCCUGUUUGGAUACAGGAUGCUGAUGUGAGGUAUACGCUAUCUUACUUAAAUACAAUUUAACAAAUGUAACUAGAUAUAUAGAUGACUGGAUCCUGAUCAAAAGUGUUUUCAACUUAAUUUCCCGUAAGUGGAAAAUAGAAGGAACCUUUGCUCAUUUAUAAAGUGCAUUUAACCACACACUGCAUUGCAACAAACAACUGACAAAUGCAGAUGUCAGUCAUUCUGCAGAGCUGCAUGAAACUGUUGUUUUCCUUAUUGUGUAUAGGAUUUAGAAUCAAUAAAAAUAGAUUC
Molecule: messenger RNA, 2027 nt
Organism: Gavia stellata (red-throated loon)
Lineage: Eukaryota; Metazoa; Chordata; Aves; Gaviiformes; Gaviidae
Product: poly(rC)-binding protein 3-like
Exons: 13
Coding region: 112-1185 (357 amino acids)
Biological process (GO): negative regulation of mRNA splicing, via spliceosome
Cellular component (GO): cytoplasm; nucleus
Molecular function (GO): mRNA binding
Source: RefSeq, a predicted model, not a curated record